Molecule: messenger RNA, 1086 nt
Organism: Kalmanozyma brasiliensis GHG001
Lineage: Eukaryota; Fungi; Basidiomycota; Ustilaginomycetes; Ustilaginales
Exons: 1
Coding region: 1-1086 (361 amino acids)
Source: RefSeq, a predicted model, not a curated record
AUGUUGUUGCCGCUCAGAUUGGUCAUUGUCGGCUUCCUCUUCGCAGUUGAAGCCAGGCUGGCCCCUAUCGAGGCCGAUCCUAGGGCCUCUGUCGGGGACCUCGUCAAUUGCCUUGGCAACCAAACCCGCUUCGUGAUUCAUCCGCACGCACUCGGCAUCUUCGUACAAUCGACACCGUACAGCUGCACGGCUGCCGGAUGGUUUGAUGACGCUGUCACGGAUUGCAUCUCUUCCCUCAAUAUGACAGGCGCUCAGGCCGCGAUCGUACCUCUUGACGUGCUUCAGCCCACAAACACUUCUCUCUCCACAAACUCCGUGUUGGUGCCGCUCGAAUUUGUGCCGGAACCAGGUUGCCCGGAAUCGUCGUACGAGGAUAGAGGUUCCACGCUCAAUGCCACUGUUCACGACCUUGUCGAGUGUCUUGGCAACACAACCCGUUACAGGAUUCAGGAAGAAGGUAGGGGAAGUCUUUUCGUGGAAACGACUCCUUUCAACUACGAUGAGCUCGUCGAAGAGUCAGAUGGAGGUCUUUGGGACUGCCUCAACUCCCUCCGCAUGUGGGAUGUCACGACCCAAAUUGUCUCUCUCGAACGCCUUCGGGCCAUCAAUACCGUUCUGGUUCCGCUUGACUUUGUACCGAGGUCGUCUGACGCGGAUCUAAGUCACGACGAGACAGGAACCGCAUCCCGAGCCACCGUUCGAGACCUAGUCGGAUGCCUUGGCCUAGGCUCCCACUACACGAUCCACCCGGACGGAGCAGGCAUCUUCGUUCAAUCACAUCCUUAUGGCUGGAUGCCUACCGAAGACGAGGACCUGGACGUUUCAGACUGCGUUCUUGAACUUGGUAUGGAUGGUGUGAGACAACAAGUAGUACGACUGGAAAUGCUUCGUCAGGCGGACGCUUCACAGGGUGACAGGUAUGUCGAGGUCCCGCUCGACUUUGUGCCCAAAGAAGAUAACCAGUACGCCUGGCGUGAUUACGAAACUCAGACCUACCGAAGACCUGGAGCUCAAAGCAAAGACGGAGGCAUUGUGGACCCUGCUGCCGAGGGACAGCUUCCGCUCAGCCCUACAGUCGUGGCGUGA